AUGGAACAAAGAGAUGAAGCGCUUCAGAAUAUCGAACAUUUUAAUAACCUUGACAUCAUCAUUCUCGGCGAUCACGACAUCGUGCCAGAAUUAUACCAACUCUGUUUUUGCCAGUGCCAAGCUCAAAUGACACAGGAGAAGGGUGGGGAAGAUGGCGAAGUCUCCAGUGAAACUCAGCUACCUGACCCUCAUCGUAUUUCCGCUAGGGAACAUUACACCGCCCUGUUCGUCGCCCGCGGUGUCGACAUCACUACACACAUUCAGAUCGGUGUUGGUGCUCUGGUGGAACCUUACCUGGCUCACAGAAUCAUUAAAUGUAAGCCUGGCAGUGGAUCGGUGGCAAUCAUUCAUCUGAAGUUGCAACUGGAUAAAUAUUUGAUUUUUUUACAGAUCCACCCGCUGAAGUCACAGGCAGAAUGCGAUCUGUUUUGCUCUGUACGGAAUGCCGACUUCGGAAUCCGUCAUUCUAGCGGACGAUUUGUAUGCGAAGGUCUGAGCAGACAGCAGACACUGGAAAGUGCAAACGUGUGA
This is a messenger RNA of Soboliphyme baturini, 531 nucleotides long. The record is from the annotation of a GenBank genome assembly. NCBI's taxonomy places the organism in Eukaryota, Metazoa, Nematoda, Enoplea, Dioctophymatida, Soboliphymatidae.